Micromonas commoda is the source of this 1425-nucleotide messenger RNA. RefSeq lists its product with no specific name. The transcript has a single exon. Gene Ontology annotation, biological process: lipid metabolic process. Lineage: Eukaryota; Viridiplantae; Chlorophyta; Mamiellophyceae; Mamiellales; Mamiellaceae. Bases 1 to 1425 code for a protein of 474 amino acids. The record is from RefSeq and is a predicted model, not a curated record. Gene Ontology annotation, cellular component: membrane. Gene Ontology annotation, molecular function: oxidoreductase activity, acting on paired donors, with oxidation of a pair of donors resulting in the reduction of molecular oxygen to two molecules of water.
AUGUCCGCGUUUUGCGCGCCCCACCAGGCGCUCACCGCGCGCGUCACUGUGCGCGUCACCGCCGCGUCAUCGCGCGUCAGGUCUCGCGUCGCCCUCAGGUCCAAGCCCGUGCUGACCACCCGUGCGGCCAUCAGCCCACCCAUCACCGAUGACGCCGAGCCUCCCAAGUCCAAGCCGAAGACCGAGGCCGUGCGCGUGGGAGGCGCCAAUCCCCUCAGCGCCGCGAUCGCCGUGCCCACCAAUGACAAGCCCAAGGGUGAGCCCGUGCGCAUCAAGAUCGACGAUCAGUGGUACGACGCGCGCGGGUGGGCCAAGGCUCAUCCCGGCGGCGAGCGCUGGAUAUGGUUCUUCGACGGCCGCGACGCCACCGACGCCUUCUACGCGCUGCACUCCUACGGACCCAACGGCAGCAGCAAGGCUCUGGACAGGCUCAAGAAGCUCCCGAAGUGCGACCCUCCGCCCGAGUCCGAGUACAAGGCUCCUAGCCCGAGCGAGUACGCGGCGUCCAUGAGCUUCCGCGAACUCCGCGCCAAGCUCGAAAACGACGGCUUCUUCAAGCGCAACGUGUUCAAGGAGGCGUGGGCGUUCGUGCAGGUGGCUGGUCUGUACGCCGCGGGUCAGUUUUUCGCGUACUCCAACCCCUGGCUCGCCACCGUCCUCCUCGGUCUGGGUAUGGUGCAGGCUGGCUGGCUGGGUCACGACUACGUCCACGGCCGCGGUCCCCUGUGCGACGCGUUGCGGUACAUGCCCACGCUCCUCAACGGGCACAGCGUGGAGUGGUGGUCGCAGAAGCACUCCAUGCACCACACGUUCACCAACGAGGAGCACCUGGACAACGAUGUGAUGAUGGAGCCCUUCUUCUUCCUGAGGCCCCCCAGCGAGUCCGGCCGCCCCGACAGCGCGAUGAGGAAGUACCAGCACAUCUACGGGUACCCUCUCCUGUCCAUCAUGUUCUGGCUCUGGCGAUUCCACAGCGCCGAGUCCGCGUGGAAGCGCAAGGACAAGAAGGAACUCGUGCUCCUCGGCAUCAACUACUUCUGGCUCGCGACGUGCAUGCCCUGGCAGGUUGCCAUCGGCAGCGUCUUCCUCUCCGGUUUCAUCGUCGCGAGUUUGGUGUCGGCGACGCACCAGAGCGAGGAGAUCAUGGAGUACGGCGAGGGUGCGGAGUACGUGGAGGGUCAGUUCCGAUCCACGCGCGAUGCGGACACGGUGUUCGGCCCGCUCGAAACCUGGAUCUGGGGUGGCAUGGACACGCAGCUGGAGCACCACCUGUUCCCCACCAUGCCCAGGUACAACUACCACAAGCUGAGGCCUCUCCUGCAGGCGUGGGCGAAGGCGAACGACAUCAACUACAGGAUCUCCCCGUCCACGAAGAUCAUCGCGGACAACUUCGCGCUCCUUAAGCGCGUCGCCGCCGCCCCAUAA